This is a messenger RNA of Colossoma macropomum (tambaqui), 1548 nucleotides long. RefSeq names its product adenylate cyclase activating polypeptide 1a (gene adcyap1a). NCBI's taxonomy places the organism in Eukaryota, Metazoa, Chordata, Actinopteri, Characiformes, Serrasalmidae. Gene Ontology annotation, molecular function: peptide hormone receptor binding; pituitary adenylate cyclase activating polypeptide activity; neuropeptide hormone activity. The record is from RefSeq and is a predicted model, not a curated record. The transcript has 6 exons. Bases 306 to 968 code for a protein of 220 amino acids. Gene Ontology annotation, cellular component: neuron projection; extracellular region; perikaryon. Gene Ontology annotation, biological process: positive regulation of transcription by RNA polymerase II; neuron projection development; neuropeptide signaling pathway.
CCUCACCGUGGAGGGAUAAAACUGGCCGUACUGCCGCCCAGAGUGAGAGAUGGAGACCAAUGACCGCGCUGAGGUCUGAGAGAACCGAACAGAGCACUCUCUCCUUUGGCGGACGGAAAGUUUUCACAAAGAGGGCGCAGCAGAGUCGAGCCGAGUCUCCGAGAAGUUUUAGAGAAAGAGGAGAAAGAACAGGCGGACAGGAGGGAGGAAGGUGAGAAGACAAAGAGGACAGACAGAGAAAGAGAGAUCUUAUCUCAUCCUUCCAGUCGGAGGCUCGCGGACUCCAUCCAGCUCCUCUGCUAACAAUGUGGAGCAGCAGGGCUCUGGCCUUCCUCAUCUACGGGCUCCUCGUGCACUGCGGCGCGUGCUCUCCGCUCGGCUAUCCGAGCGCCAGGCUGGACAAUGCGGGCUAUGAAGAGGGAGAUUCAGUAGCAGAUUUGGCUUUCGACAGUGACCAGAUUGCUCUGAGCAGUCCAUCAGCCGGGGACGAUGCCUACACGUUAUAUUAUCCCUCAGAGCAAAGAAUGGAAAGGCACGCAGACGGGAUGUUUAAUAAAGCCUACAGGAAAGUCCUGGGUCAGAUAUCAGCCCGGAAAUACCUGCAUUCUCUCAUGGCAAAACGUGUAGGAGGAGGGAGUGCGAUGGAGGACAGCACGGAGCCGCUCUCCAAGCGCCACUCAGACGGGGUCUUCACAGACAGCUACAGUCGCUAUCGGAAGCAAAUGGCCGUGAAGAAGUAUCUGGCCGCAGUCCUCGGCAAAAGCCCUGAAGACUUAGAUUUGCACCAAUUUCUACAAGACAUAGACAUUGGGGCGCUCCCGGAUGGGGAUGAGUUUGAGGCAUUUAUGUGGAACUGGCUGAGGCAGUUCCCUCCCGAUCUCCCGGUGAGUUCUGUGGCUCCGGUACCAUUUAGCCCUUUUCUUUUUCGGAGGGGGUGUCUCUCACUUCCUCCCCUCUCUCUCCCGUGAAGUUUCCCCUCCCCUGUCAUCUAUCGCUUAAAUUUCACGAGCCAAACUCUUCUCCUUCCUCACCUGCUCACAACCCUCUUUGACAAUUGCAUUGACUUUCACAUCAUGGAACCUUCUCAUUUCGGGCAGAUUUAUCUCCAAACAUGAAUGGGUUCUUUGUCAUGGACAAUCAAAAUAAGAGGCGAUGCACCUCGAAGAACGCACUUGUAAUGUAUUUAGAGACCUGCAAGACAUGCCUCUGUUUGAGCCUCCGCCCAGUCUUUCUCCUCUCCCUGUAAAAGCAUGCCCAGGCACCUUAUAUAUCAUCCUUCCAAGCUGUUCUUCUCAUCUCUCUAUCCAAAAGUGUGGGAGUCUUAGCCUGUGAAUGUGUUUUAUCCAUUGACUAGAACAGUACAGUUCAGCUCUUCUGGUGGUGGGCAGUAUGUGUGAUGGUGUGUUUGUGUGUAAAUGUUUUUGUUUCUGAAGAAUCUUUGCUUGUAGGGAAUUCUACUGUUAAAACUCAGAUUUCUCUCUCCUGUUGCAAAGACACGCUGAGUAUAUUUUUAGAUUUCCAGAUUAAAGUUCUUCAUUUCUGACCAAA